Messenger RNA from Cydia fagiglandana, 1396 nucleotides. RefSeq lists its product as uncharacterized. Bases 105 to 653 code for a protein of 182 amino acids. The record is from RefSeq and is a predicted model, not a curated record. The transcript is spliced from 4 exons. NCBI's taxonomy places the organism in Eukaryota, Metazoa, Arthropoda, Insecta, Lepidoptera, Tortricidae.
GUGUCCGAAACGAGACGCUUACUAAAUUAUAUUAAAGUGUUUUUAUUUAGUGCCUUGGUUCAACAACAUUCAUAAAAAACAGUUCAAAAUACAUUAUUUCAAAGAUGGCAAUCAAACUGACUAAGAGUUGUUGUAGUUUUUGCAUAAGUCCAAGGAUUGAACUUGCAAUUUGGGCAUGUAUCAGUUUGAGUAUCACCACGGUGUCCUUGUUUUACCUGAUUUUUGGGGUAUUGUUCGCGGAUGUAAUGAGAGGAGGUAGCCAUCGCUACGCCCCCGAGGAUUUGAUCAUAUUGGUGAUCUCAUUGGUGUUAAUUGCCGACGUCGUCUACAACGUACUAAUCUUAGGGUCUUCACUUGGGGGAAACGCGAAGCUACUGAACAUUUCCUAUUACCUCGGUGCCGUGUUGUGGUUCGUUCUAACAGUAAUCCUGAUUUUGGGUUUCGCAACUGCGAUAGCGAUCGGACCAUCAGACGCUGCGGCGCUAUUUUAUAGAUAUUCGGCAAUUUUUAUCUUACUGAUAAUUAUGCGAGGAUACAUGCUCCUGAUAAUGUGCGGCGUAAGGUCGCAGCUACAAGAACAUGGAUACAUUGACUUGGACAAGACCAUGGAAAUUGGGAGGGACCAGGAACCCCCAGUUGGACUCGUUCAUUAGUUAUGAACUUUUUCAAUAACACAAUUGACAAAAAAAAAAAACUACUGUAAAACCUUGCAACUAUAGUCCAAUACUGCAACUAUGGUCCACAAGUUCAAAAGGAAAUUAAGUAUCAAUACCUACUCUACCAAUGUUCCUUUUGGUUUAUUCCGAGUUUUUUCUCCCAUUUAUAAACAUACCUUUUCUUAGAACUACAAUAAAUACAGAAAGACCACUGAACGAAAAAAACCGGGCAAGUGCGAGGCGGACUCGCGCACGAAGGGUUCGGUACCAUAAAGCAAAAAAAAGGAAAAAAAUGCAAAAAGAAAACGGUCACCCAUCCAAGUACUGACCACUCCCGACGUUGCUUAACUUUGAUCAAAAAUCACGUUUGUUGUAUGGGAGCCCCAUUUAAAUCUUUAUUUUAUUCUGUUUUUAGUAUUUGUUGUUAUAGCGGCAACAGAAAUACAUCAUCUGUGAAAAUUUCAACUGUCUAGCUAUCACGGUUCGUGAGAUACAGCCUGGUGACAGACGGACGGACGGACGGACGGACAGCGAAGUCUUAGUAAUAGGGUCCCGUUUUACCCUUUGGGUACGGAACCCUAAAAAUACAGUUCAUUUUGGACUAUACGUAGAUGGAUGCUUUGUAUUAUAGUUGGGAUGUUUUACGGUACCUAAGUUCUAAAUGAUAUGAUAAGUUCUUAUUAAUUAAGUCUGACUAUUUGAGCAAUAGUAUAUGUAAGAAAUAAAAACUUAAAAAAUGU